This is a messenger RNA of Histoplasma capsulatum G186AR, 2012 nucleotides long. Its product is annotated as phosphotransferase enzyme family protein. NCBI's taxonomy places the organism in Eukaryota, Fungi, Ascomycota, Eurotiomycetes, Onygenales, Ajellomycetaceae. Gene Ontology annotation, cellular component: mitochondrion. The transcript has 3 exons. The record is from RefSeq and is a predicted model, not a curated record. Bases 168 to 1838 code for a protein of 556 amino acids.
GGCCAUUCAUUGACCUCCGAUUUCCUCAGCGUCUUUCCUUUUGUUCCUUCUUUCUUCUCUUCCUUCUUUCUUCUUUUCUAACGAUGUUUUCCAACCAAACCGCUCUUAGGUGCUUCCGCCGAAAUAACUUUGGAAUCCCCUACCUCGGCUAUUACUCAGCCUCCCACAUGGCUAGCAAAACUGUUGAAACAAAUCGAGAGUUAUUUGAGUACACUUCUGGGAGGUGGAUAUAUAAUGAGUCACUUCGUCUGCCUGAGAGAGCCCUUGUUUUUAGUGUCCGAGAGCUCAAACGUGUUGCGGCUGCCUCCAUCCACCGACAUGAAACUGAUAUCAAGAGCUUCAAAAAGCUUGCAGAGGGUGGAUUUAACCGUGUCUUUGAAAUCACAAUGAAGGAUGAUGGCGCGAAAGUUCUUGCCCGACUACCUUACCCAUCCACCGUCCCCAAACGGCUCACAGUUGCGAGCGAGGUCGCAACUUUGGACCUAAUCCGUUCCCAUGAUAUUCCUGUACCUAAAGUCUUGGAUUACUCGACAAACCCCGACAACCCUGUCGGCGCUGAGUACAUCAUUAUGGAGAAAAUUAAUGGGGAUCCGAUCGGAGAGUCAUGGUACACCCUUUCAGACAAGCAACGAUUGAAAGUCCUCAAGGGAUUGGUACAACUUGAGGCAAAGUUAUUUGCCAUCGAUCUUCCGGCAUCCGGUAGUCUAUAUUAUUCUCACGAUUUACCUCCAGAAAUGAAAGGUAUUAUCAUUCGUCCGUCGCAGGAUUCUGAUGUCACGGCCCGUCGUGGCGAAAUUUGUGUUGGCCCAAUUACAUCUCUGAAGUGGUGGUAUGGGGAACGGCGCUUGCUUUGUAACAUCAAUCGCGGUCCACACUUGGACGCUACCGAGUCUCUCACAGCUAUUGCAGAGAAGGAAUUAGCAUGGUUACAAUCCUACGGGAAACCACGCUUUCCCUUUGAGCGAGCAUACCGAGAAGCUACAAAUUAUCGGAAAUCAGUCCCUGAAGAACAUAUGGCAACACUUGAGAAGUAUCUAAAGAUAGCACCUUACCUCGUCCCAAAGGAUAAAAGUCUGCAUAGGCCUAUCCUGCGCCAUCCCGACCUGCAACCUAAUAACAUUUUUGUUUCCAAGGACUUGGACAUCAUUGGUCUGAUAGACUGGCAAUAUUGUUCGGCUCUUCCCAUCUUCCUUGCCGCCGGGAUCCCGCAGUAUAUCCAGAACUAUGAUGAUGAAGAAUCACUUCACUUCAUCCCACCCAAACUACCUAAGACACUUGAUGAAAUGAGUGCUCAUGAGCGCUCCACUGCAUUGGAACAGUUUCGGCGCCGUCACCUACAUUUUUAUUAUCUUGGAUUUACGCAACGUUUUAAUCCGUCACAUUUCCACGCUCUUGACCACGAUAGAAGUCAUCUUCUGAAACGCAAAACAUUUACCCAUGCGGGUGACCCCUGGGAAGGGAAUAACAUCCAACUUAAAGCAGAUUUAGUGCAUAUGGUGCAAAACUGGGAUAAGGUUGUCACCAGCGCAGAUGCUGAAGGGGGUGGUGGCACUGAUGCAGUUGUACCUCCAUGUCCCAUAACCUUCGACCUGUCAGAAGCCCAGGACACCCUCCGCAUUGAAAAGGAAUAUGAAAAGACAGACUCUCAACUCUCUCUCAUUCGAGAUGCAAUUGGAGUCAGCAUCGAUGGAUGGACAUCAAAUGAGAUGUUUGAGGACGCCAUUGCGCGAGCGAAGGAGUUCAAAAAGAUGGCCAUCGACUCUGUUUCGGACAAUAAGAUAGAUCAGGAGAUGACAGAGAAACAUUGGCCUUUUGAUGAUUUUGUUGAGGAUGAGUAGUUAUCUUGGUUAUCAUGUAUUGUAGUAUUAUUCCAUGUUGUGUCUUGGAUAUACUGUACAACAACCAAGGCUACAGGCUUCACAUCCCCUCCAAGAGGAAGUGCGGAAAUAUUGUCAAGACGAGCUUGAAUCCGGCAACGACUGAUCAGACAUUAGACCGUUCAGGUCUCUAUC